This is a messenger RNA of Bactrocera dorsalis (oriental fruit fly), 715 nucleotides long. RefSeq names its product sex-regulated protein janus-A. The transcript is spliced from 4 exons. Gene Ontology annotation, biological process: peptidyl-histidine dephosphorylation. The record is from RefSeq and is a predicted model, not a curated record. Bases 114 to 518 code for a protein of 134 amino acids. NCBI's taxonomy places the organism in Eukaryota, Metazoa, Arthropoda, Insecta, Diptera, Tephritidae. Gene Ontology annotation, molecular function: protein histidine phosphatase activity. Gene Ontology annotation, cellular component: cytosol.
AUCCCAGGUAUGAAUUGUCAAACAAAGCAAGAAAGGUACAUGUGAAUAGGACAUUACACCAUCGAUAGAUUUUCGUAUUGACUUAAAAUCGUGAAUAUCAUUCCCAAUUUGGAAUGUAUAGUUCGGCGAUUAGAUUAAAUUUUCGAAAGCUUUGUAAAAUGGCUGGUGCUAAAUUAGAAGCAGUUCCAAGUGUUGAUAUUGAGGAAGGAGUCUUUAAAUAUGUAUUAAUAAAAGUGUACGGAAAUGAUGAUUCUCUAAAUAAAAAUAUUGUAAGGGGAUAUGCGGACUGUCAGUGGCAUUCCGAUAUCUACGACCGAGCUAGUGAAUCCUGUAAAGGAUUAGGAUUAGAAACAGAAUGUCUUGGCGGUGGUCGCAUUGAACACAAUCCCAAUUUGAAAUUAAUAAAGGUGUAUGGCUACUCCCAGGGCUUUGGAAAGGCGGACCACGCGGAAACUAGGAGAAUAUUGCUGGAUAAAUUUCCACUAUAUAGCAUUGAAAUAUCCGACGAAGGUUAUUAAUUCAGCUUAGAUUUCUGACAGUUAUAUUGAGAUUUAAAAAUAAAUGUUUUAUUAUUUCCAAAAAAUGUAAAUGUAUUAAUGGAUAAAUAUUUGAACACAUCUGUAAUUGGUUAUUACCCUUAUUACUGUUCGGAACUUCCCUCAGCUUAAUUAAAGUUAAAGCAAUUCAAUAAUAAAUAGAGCAAAACUAACUUUAA